This is a messenger RNA of Scaptodrosophila lebanonensis, 2291 nucleotides long. RefSeq names its product probable peroxisomal acyl-coenzyme A oxidase 1. Gene Ontology annotation, cellular component: peroxisome. The record is from RefSeq and is a predicted model, not a curated record. Gene Ontology annotation, molecular function: FAD binding; acyl-CoA oxidase activity; fatty acid binding. Lineage: Eukaryota; Metazoa; Arthropoda; Insecta; Diptera; Drosophilidae. The transcript has 2 exons. Gene Ontology annotation, biological process: lipid homeostasis; fatty acid beta-oxidation using acyl-CoA oxidase. The coding region runs from base 117 to 2168 and encodes 683 amino acids.
CCGAAAUGAGGACAGUCGUGCCAGUAGGUGCGUAGUGAACGGUGCUUGACGAUUGCAAAACUUGUCGGACUGCAUCCGAUUUGCGCUAUUAAUAGACACAGUGUUGGGCGUUGGACAUGGAGCGCGUGUCAAUGGAGGUGCAUGCAGAUUUGCAGCGGGAACGAGCGGCUGCUACCAUUAGCAGCGAACACUUUGCCGAAUGGUGGGCAGGCGGGCGAGAGAGGUUGGAGGAGCGACGUGCCCUCGAACGGUACUUCUUCGAUGAUCCCGAGUUCAAUGAUCCCAAGCACAUUAGCUUCAUGUCGUACAAAGAGCUGUACGAGCACUCGGUGGCCAAGGGUACCAGGUUUCUAGCCAAGCUGAGGGAAUGGCAACGCCUGCGUGCGCCUGUCGAUGGAACCGGAGGCUUGACUGGCGGCCUGGAUAUCAAGACGUUGCACGACUUUCGUUUGCUAAUCUCUGGGCCUCUGGGCACGGCGCUCUUUCAACAGAGUUUCCCAUUGCGCCUACAUUUUGCCAUGUUCUUGCCGACGCUGCUCAACCAGGGCGACGAGGAGCAGAAAAAGCAGUGGUUGGAACGGGCCUGGCACAUGGAUGGCAUUAUUGGCACCUACGCCCAAACGGAACUGGGCCAUGGCACCUUCAUACGCGGCCUAGAGACGCGCGCCGACUACGAUGCAGAGCAUGAGGAAUUUGUCCUCAAUACUCCCUCACUGACUGCAUACAAAUGGUGGCCGGGUAACAUGGGCCAGACAGCCAAUAUGGUUGUGGUGCUUGCCCAGCUUUACAUUAAGGGCAAGCACUAUGGCCUGCAGCCCUUCCUCGUGCGCAUACGCAACGAGCAGACCCAUGAGCCGGAGCCGGGCAUUGAUGUUGGCGACAUUGGCGCCAAGCUGGGUGCCAAUGCUGUGAACAACGGAUUUUUGGGUUUCCGUAAUGUCCGCAUUCCACGCGACCAAAUGCUGAUGAAGAACGCGAAAGUGCUGCCUGAUGGCACCUUUGUCAAGGGACCGGAGCCGCUCCUUCUGUACGGAACGAUGGUCUUUGUCCGAGUGCUCAUUGUACACGACGUGAUGGUCGGACUCCUACAGGCGGCAACCAUAGCGACACGCUACGCAGCCGUGCGUCGCCAAAGCCCCAUCGAACCGAAUGCACCGGAGCCACAAAUUUUGGAUCACUUGACGCAGCAGGCAAAGAUCUUUCCGCAGAUAGCGCGCGGUGUAUGUUACCGUCUGGCCGCGGACUUCCUUUGGCAGUUCUACCAACGGAUCAUGCAACAGCUUGAGGCGGGAAAUCGCAAAGGAUUGCCAGAGCUGCACGCGCUCUCCUGCUGCUUGAAGUCUGUCUGCACCCAGGAGUCUAACGAGGGCAUCGAUGCGCUGCGCAAGGCGUGCGGCGGACAGGGCUAUCUGGCCUCGGCCAACUUCGACAACAUUUACGGCCUGGCGACGGCAGCCUACACGUACGAAGGCGAGUACACAGUGCUGCUGCUGCAGACGGCACGCUUCCUCGUGCGCCAGUACGAGGACAGUCUGAAGAGGAAGGUGCUGCCUGAUAGCAUCAAUUAUAUGCGAGACACAACGCGCCUGCGCUGGACGAAAAACCUCUUGGCCAAUGCGGUACGCGCCCUUGAGAUUGUGGCUGCGAGCAAGGUGCGUGUGGCUUGGGAGCAGAUACGUCUGGAGCGCAAGCGUGGCCAGAGUGCCCAACAGGCGGCGAAUCUUGCCGGAAUCCAGCUGAGCACAGCAGCGGCAGCACACGCUCGAGCCUUUCUGGCCCGCAACUCGCUGCGGGAGCUAAAAAAGCUGCAGCGAAAUCUCAAGCCAGAGUUGGGCGGAGUGUUGCAGCAACUGGUGGAGAUAUUUGUGUACGACACCUUUCUCCGUCAACUUGGCGAUAUUCUCAAGUGGAAUCACAUUGCAGUGGUCCAGGUUACGCAAUUGGAGCAACGCUAUGAACAGUUGUUGCGCGAUUUCCGUCCCAAUGCCGUUGCACUGGUCGAUGGCUUUGAUUUUCAUGAUCGUGUGCUUGGCUCUACACUGGGCUGUUACGAUGGUCGUAUAUACGAGCGACUGAUGGAGGAGGCGCGCAAGAAUCCACUGAAUGAGGAGCCAGUCAACUCGAGCUUCCGGAUGCAUCUGCAGCCCUUAAUGCGGGGCAAGUUGUGAAGACAAAAAUGGAUGGUGCUGCCGUUUGUUGCAUUUAUUUAGGUGUUCACACUGAAAGCAUAGUAUUAAGCUAUUAAAUUACAAAUACUUAAAAAUAUUAAAUAUCAAGAUAUACACAAUAUA